AGCUGUGCUUUUUAUUUUUUUUUUUUCUUUUUUUCCAUCCCCCCUCCUCCCUCCCUGGCUGCCUCAGCCGAGCACUCGGUGUUCUCUGGGGCCGGAAACGCAGCGCGAGAGGGAUCAGCCCUUAUCAGCUCCGAGCUGCACCGAGAAGAAAGUUCUUAGAAGUCGCUCGUGUACGGCGUCAUGCACAGGGCUGGUGACACCGCGGUGGCUCCGGCAGCCCCGGGCCCGCUGGUGACAGUGAUUGCAGCUGUGCUGUGCUGCAAUCACUGUCACCGGGCUGCCGUGAGGCGCCGCGCCGGCGCCGGGGCUUUGAUCCCGAAGGAAUUUGAUUUUUCUGCCACCUUUGGAACGCAGCUGUGCCCUGUGCAAAGUCCUGUGUGGAGAAGGUGAAAGGAUCUCUCGUCCUGGCCACUUUCCCACACGGGAGUUGUGACGUCCAGCGUGACCCUGAGCGGGUUUUAUCAACACCCCAACCACAGCGCUGGGGUCGGCUUCUCCGGAAACGGGGAAAUUCCAGGAAAAGGGAGUUCGGCGAAGCCCCCUGCGUCUCUCGGCGUGGAGAGCGCAGCUGGAGCGUGAAGGGAGAAGGAAAUGAUGCAGCACAGAGAUAGGGUGCCCGAAAAACCAGGCUGGCUUCGGGGAAGUGCCUACCACAGGCACGGUGCCCCCGCUGCCGGGGCGCCGCACCUGACCGCAAGAUGCCCUGCUCGAUGCGGCCGGUACCGGGAAAGGGAGUUCUCAGUAACCAAAAGUGCACACUCAACACGCCAAGGGUUCACCCACGGGCUCCUUCUCGGCAAGAGGAGCCCCAGCAGCACUGCAGGGAUGGGUAAUGCCCGCUGCUGCCCGGCUCUGUGUGCUCAGGAUGCUCAGGAUGGGGUGGAAUGCUGAGGAUGUUACUGGCGUUGCUCUGGCUCAGCCCAAACUCCACCAGCUUCCACAUGGAGAUUCUCCCCACUGAAUCUCCAGCAAGGAUAUUUGGGGUUGAUGGUGUUUUUCACAGAAAAGCUCCUCCCAGCUGGCCCACCUGUGCCAGGAACACUCUCCCCAGGAAGCUGCGAGCUGCUGCCAUAAGGAGCACGUCUGGAUGCUCAGGGGACACUGAGGCUGCUGGCGGAGCUUUUCCCACUCAGGCGCAGACCACUCAACUGGAGACCUCCUGGCAGCAGCAAGCACCAUCCUGGGCUCCAUUCUGGCUUUGGGGAACUGGAGCCUGGAGGUUCCCCGACUCUCAAAGAGGAACACAGGAGGUGAUUCCCGCUGCUGUGCCAGCCCAACAUCCCCCACACCUCCCAAAAAAACCCUCUCUGCCCACGGCAAAGCCCCGCCAGCAUCCUCCACCCGGCACACAAAGGCGUCUCCAGGACACCCUGUCUCCGAGCAUCCCGCGGGCCGUGGCGGGGGACGGAGCUGUCCCCGAGGGGAGCGUGCCCAGCGGUGACAAGAGGCACCGUUGUGCCGGCCUGAAGCGCUGCCUCGGGGGCCACAAAGGUCCCUCUGUUCCCGUCGGGGGCGGCUGCGAGCGCCGGCGAACGGCCACGGGAGAAAACACAGCCCCGACCCCGGAGCGCCCUGAGCCCCGAUUUCCUUCCGAAUUAAUCCGGGGUGCUGCAAAAGAGCACCCCAAGAGCCGCGGGGUGGGAUUUGGGGGGUCCAGGAACCGCCAGCCGUGCCUGGAGCUGGUGGUUUCUCUGUUCUUUGAUCAUCCUCCCUGCUCUGAAUGAGCCAACAUUCCCAAACUCCCCAAACCUCUGCAAAACCCCAAAAACCUUGCAACGACCCCCAAAACCCUGCAAACACCCAAAACCCCACAAAGCCCCCCAAAAUCCCACAAAGCCCCCCAAAACCGGCCACCCCAGCAGCUCACAGCAGGGCUGAGGGUAAUGGGGGCUGUAAACAUGAUCUGUAAACAGUCAGCUUUCAGCAGACCCUUGAUUUUUUUUUUUUUUUAAUUUAUUUUAUGCCAGAUUCGGUUCCAGCGUGGGCUGCUUUAAUAAUUUCCUGGAAUAAAUAACGAGCAUGGAAAGUAAACAAGGUGUCUGCGUGCAAGUGGGAGCUGCUGCAGCCAGGACUGAGUCACCCCAAACCCCAGCCCCACAGGAAUGAGGGGGUCCAGCACAGACUCUGCAGGCUCCCCAUAGUCCCUGGGGUGUCCUGGGGUUUUUCCCAAGGUUUUGCAUCACCCAGGAUGAUGGAAAAGGUUCAAAAGACCACGUGGGAGCAUUCAAUCCCACUGGAUGGGUAAUUUCAUUCCUGCCCCUUGCCCGGAGCUGGAGGAAGCGAGUUUGCCCAAAAUGCUAAUUUUUAACACAAUCCCAGAAUGACAUUGAACAUCACAGAGCCCAUCACAGACACCGGAGUUGGGACCUGCCUGGUGGGAAGGAGCAGGGUCCACCCCAGCUGAGCCCCCACCAGGGCUGGGAUGAAUCCUUGAAUCCUUCCAGA
Molecule: messenger RNA, 2445 nt
Organism: Onychostruthus taczanowskii (white-rumped snowfinch)
Lineage: Eukaryota; Metazoa; Chordata; Aves; Passeriformes; Passeridae
Exons: 2
Coding region: 885-1724 (279 amino acids)
Source: RefSeq, a predicted model, not a curated record